AUGAAGAUUCUCCUGUUUGGUUUGCUGCUUGGCCUGGCAUAUGUGGAGUUGGCCCAGUCCUUACGAUGCUACACGUGCAAAGAACCCACAGACAUUUCUCUGUGCAAAACAGUCACUCUGUGCCCCUUGAAAGCCAAUGCAUGCACAACAACACUGCUCUCCGUAGACUUAGGCUACCCCUUUUUUGGCAACAUCACUGUGACCAGAUCCUGCACGGAGAAUUGUGUUCCCUCUGACGGGAUAGGGGCGAACCGCCCGACGUUGUGCUGCUCCACCGACCUCUGCAACGAUGACAGCACCAGCAGCAGCCCGGGGCUGAGAACUAGCUACACAGCACUAGGCUUCACGCUCCUGGUCCUCAUCAUGCUCUUCAAGCCCACUCUUUAA
Molecule: messenger RNA, 387 nt
Organism: Rhea pennata
Lineage: Eukaryota; Metazoa; Chordata; Aves; Rheiformes; Rheidae
Product: ly6/PLAUR domain-containing protein 2-like
Exons: 3
Coding region: 1-387 (128 amino acids)
Cellular component (GO): plasma membrane
Source: RefSeq, a predicted model, not a curated record